AUGGUCGAGGAUACCCCCAUCGUCGGGCAGGUGUUUCCACCUAGCGACGACGUCAUCCGCCUCCCUUCGUCACCCUUUACCGCCGACGGAGCUCGUCUCAUGGUGCCACCGGACCGUCGAUCAUGGUCGGUGGUGGACACGAUGACCGGGUCCACGCUUUUUCGUCUCAAUCAUGCCGUAGAUAUCCAAGAUGACAUGGAGUGGUCCGCAGAUGGACGGACGGCAAUAUUCGUGGCCGAAGAAAACGCGGCCUAUGUCUACUGGAUCUGGAACAUCGAAGAAGGUACCACAAAGGCCGUCUUUCGGUGGCCAGACGGUCGCAAAUUUGGCAAGUCCGGGAUCUCGGCUGACGGGUCGAUGGUGGGUUUCUCGAACGGUCUAGGAGAUGUUGUUUUCCGCCGUGUCAUUGAUCUCACGGCCUCUGCUUUGGACCCGUAG
Molecule: messenger RNA, 438 nt
Organism: Epithele typhae
Lineage: Eukaryota; Fungi; Basidiomycota; Agaricomycetes; Polyporales; Epitheliaceae
Exons: 1
Coding region: 1-438 (145 amino acids)
Source: RefSeq, a predicted model, not a curated record